This is a messenger RNA of Babesia bigemina, 2334 nucleotides long. RefSeq names its product DNA replication licensing factor MCM5, putative. Bases 1 to 2334 code for a protein of 777 amino acids. The transcript has 4 exons. NCBI's taxonomy places the organism in Eukaryota, Apicomplexa, Aconoidasida, Piroplasmida, Babesiidae. Gene Ontology annotation, cellular component: MCM complex; nucleus. Gene Ontology annotation, molecular function: ATP binding; single-stranded DNA binding; 3'-5' DNA helicase activity. Gene Ontology annotation, biological process: DNA replication initiation; double-strand break repair via break-induced replication; DNA replication. The record is from RefSeq and is a predicted model, not a curated record.
AUGUUGGGACUGCAGGAAGGCACUGUCUACACCUCCAACGCGGCGCACGGCGUCAGCGAGGAGGUGCUUAAUAUGCCGGCCAGCCUUCCAAGCUUGGACAGCGUGUACCAGUACUUCAGCCUCUUCCUGAACACCUACUCGGCGGAUUCGCUGCAGCAGGGCAAGCUGAAGCGGAUGCUGCUGGAGAACGUCAAGAACAACAACUACCUCCUUGAGGUGAAACUCGACGACCUUUUCCAGUUUCAGAACAUCGCCGAGCGCAACCCGAACCGCGAAGACGACUCGAUUGCUAAUAGGUUGAAGAAUCUGCAGAUGAACCGCGCGGACGGCGGCGACGUCAACAUGGAGGCCGACCGCGCCCUGCCGCCUACCUACGCCGGAGAGCUGGUCAGGGUGUUGACGGAACGCCCUCUCAUCUACCUUUCGACAAUAGAACGCGCUUGCUACGACGUUUGCAAGCUCCACCAGAAAUUGGACGACGAAGACGAGGACUUCCACUUCAUUCAGAUCAACCUGCUGAACACCUUCUGCAAGCCCACGCCCAUCAGAGCGUUGCUCGCUGCCAAACAGGAACGGUUCGUGGUUGUGCCGGGUAUCAUCGUCCAGGCCUACCGGCCGCAGCACAAGAUGAAGACCAUGACCAUCCAGUGCCGCUACUGCGACCAUAAGAUGAAGCUGGACGUGCCGCUCUGGAUUUCGAAGCCGCAGGUGCCGCGCACCUGCCGGUACGCCGCGACGAUAAAGGCAACCGGAGGGGAAGCUGCGCAGAUGGAAAACCAGCUGGGCUGCUUCAACGCGCAGAACCCCUACGUCGUGCUGCCCAACGAGUGCCACUUCGUGGACGUGCAGACGCUCAAACUACAGGAGCUGUCGGAGGACGUGCCCACCGGUGACAUGCCGCGCCACCUGCAGUUGAACGUGACGCGCUACCUGUGCGACAAAAUGAUCCCCGGAGACCGGGUGAUGGUGCACGGCGUUUUAACAAACUACAGCGUCUCCACCCGGGGCUCGGAGCCAACUGCGAUCGGCAGUUCGUACUUGCACGUGCUUGGUAUCGAGAAACUCACACAGGGCAAGGGCGAGUCCAUUGCGUUCGACCUCGAGGAGACCAACGACCUGGUGCUGCUGGCGACGCAGCCGGACAUCCACGAGAAGAUAUUCAAGUCGAUCGCACCGGCGCUUUAUGGGCUCGACAAUGUCAAAAAGGCCGUGGCGUGCGCCUUGUUCGGCGGCAGCCGCAAGGAGGUCGGCAGCGACAACCGCGUGCGCGGUGACAUCAACAUUCUGAUGCUCGGUGACCCGUCUGUUGCGAAGUCGCAGAUCCUGAAGUUCGUCGACCACGUGGCGCCCAUUUCAGUGUACACGUCCGGCAAGGGCAGCAGUGCUGCCGGUCUGACCGCCGCGGUCGUGCGUGACAAGAUGGGCGUGUUUUCCCUGGAGGGCGGCGCCAUGGUGCUGGCCGACGGCGGCGUGGUCUGCAUCGACGAGUUCGACAAGAUGCGCGAGGACGACGCUGUGGCGAUACACGAAGCCAUGGAGCAGCAAACAAUCUCCAUUUCCAAGGCGGGCAUCACUACCAUGCUCAACACGAGGUGCGCUGUGAUCGCAGCCGCCAAUCCCACGUUCGGGUCGUACUCGGACGACACUGACACGACCGAACAGCACGAGUUCAAGACCACCAUCCUCUCCAGGUUCGACCUCAUAUUCAUGCUGCGCGACAAGGAGAACAUUCGACGCGACACGACCCUCUGCAAGCACAUCCUUUCUCUGCACGCCAAGCAGGCACACGCCGCCAGCUGCCCGAUCCCCAUGCAGAAGCUGCGCAGGCUGAUCCAGUACGCCAAGCAGGCCGUCUCGCCGAUGCUGAGCAGCGACGCCAAGGAUGCGUUGCGCAACUUUUACGUGCAGAAGCGCAGGGAAUACCACGAGGACAAGCGUAGCGCCACCAAAAAAAUCCCGAUAACGCUGCGUCAGCUCGAGUCGCUGGUGCGAAUUGCGGAGAGCUUCGCGCGCAUGGAGCUGUCGCCGAUCUCGACGGAGAAGCACAUACACAUGGCCAUCGAGCUUUUCAUGGUCGCCACCGGCGAAACCAUGAAGCAGACGCUCUCCGUGGAGUCCAUGAGCCAGCACGAGCAGCUGAUGGUGAAGCAGGUGGAGGACUACAUUCUGCAUCGCCUCCCCAAGGGCCACAGACUGUCGCGGCGAUACCUCAUCCGCGACGUCGAGAGCAAGGGGUUCGCCAUUCAGCACGUGUCGAAGGCGCUAGCGAUACUCAUAAAACGAGGGACGAUCCAGGAACGGGGCGAUCUUUCGCUUCGGCGCGUUAUGGCGUGA